This is a messenger RNA of Etheostoma spectabile (orangethroat darter), 1366 nucleotides long. RefSeq names its product C1q and TNF related 7 (gene c1qtnf7). Gene Ontology annotation, molecular function: protein binding. NCBI's taxonomy places the organism in Eukaryota, Metazoa, Chordata, Actinopteri, Perciformes, Percidae. The record is from RefSeq and is a predicted model, not a curated record. The transcript has 3 exons. The coding region runs from base 214 to 1101 and encodes 295 amino acids.
GAGGGAAGGGUGGAUGGAGUGAGUUCAGACUGCUGUUGCAUUACAGAACACUGUCAGCAGCGAAGCAGCUGAGCUCUGUGCUGACAUCUGAGAGCACAGCAGGAGAAGAAAAACGACAAAUGACAUGACAGCCAAGGGGUCAAAUCCUCAAAAAGAACGGAAUCUGAGCAGAUAGGACGGAGACUCUCUGGGGAAGACUGAUCAGCGUCGGAGAUGAACAGCUGCCAACUGUGGGAUUUGAAGAUGUGGGUGCUGAUGGGAGCAAUCUGUCUGUGCCACUGUGUCUUUGGACAGCUGUUUGAGACCAAAGUGAAAGGAGCACCGCGUCUGAUCUGCAGUGUCCCCGGGUCACCGGGCCUGCCUGGCAAACCUGGUCCCGGCGGGCCCCCCGGAGCAGAUGGGAAUGUGGGUAUCCCGGGAAGAGAUGGCAGAGAUGGCAGGAAGGGUGAAAAGGGAGAAAAGGGAGACACAGGGUUUAAGGGCAGAGUUGGCCCAACAGGUAGGAUUGGAGGCCGAGGUGAUCGUGGCCCUGCAGGGAAACGAGGCCCGACCGGAGAGAAUGGAGAUGUGGGCCUAGUUGGUUCUCUGGGCCCUGAAGGUGAGAAAGGGGAAAAGGGCAAAAGAGGGCCACGUGGGACUGCAGGGAUCUGCAAGUGUGGCAGCCUGCUGCCUAAAUCGGCCUUCUCUGUGGGAAUCACCAGCAGCUACCCUCAAGAGAAAACCCCCAUAAAGUUCAACAAGGUCCUGUUUGACGAGGGCGGACACUACAACCCACAGACGGGCAAGUUCAUCUGUCCAUACCCCGGUGUUUAUUAUUUCUCCUACGAUAUUACACUGGCCAACAAACACCUGGCCAUUGGUCUGGUGCAGAAUGGUCAGUAUCGCAUCAAAACCUUUGAUGCCAACACGGGGAACCACGACGUUGCAUCUGGGUCCACUGUGAUGUACCUGAACUCAGAAGAUGAGGUGUGGCUGGAGAUCUUCUUCCACGACCAGAAUGGGUUAUUUGCAGACCCGGGCUGGGCGGACAGCUUGUUCUCUGGCUUCCUUCUCUACGCAGACACAAACUAUUUCGACACACUGGCCGAGGACUAUGCAUAGAACCUGGAAAACACAAACUGCUAGUAACUGUUGUUUUUAAAAGAUUAUUUUACAACACACAUAGUAUGGUCAAACUAUAUUUUUAUACAAACAUUUGUACUUCUAGUUAUAGUGCUAUUAUAGAUACUUGAAGCGAUUUUAAAUUACAUGAUUUUUAUUAAGCUUGAAUAUGUUUCUGAUGUAUUUGUUUUGGAUCAGAGUUGAAUCAAUAACUUAAAUAAACAUUGUUGACUGGUCCAAGCUUAGUUUGGGGAUUUGCCUUCAU